UACCUCAUUCAUCGUGAACCCUAGCGCCAGCGCCAUUUCGCGACAGCCUUGCAGAGCACUGCCGGCCGAAGGAGCUCCGAGCCCCCGUUCCACCGGAAGUCCCAACCACUGUACCAGAGCUUUUCUUCUUGUUGCAUCUUCACUUCUAGCGUUCGACUGUUUAUGUUAAACCUUCGACUCUUCGGGCCCACCAGAUUCAACUGGAAGGAGUUGAUGCUCUCAUAACCAAGUGUGUGGUGGUUCAAUGGCAGUACCUGCAAUAAAGUCUGGGGAAUUGGUCUCUCUACAAGAUCUGCACCCAUCUUCACCAUUCUUUAAGCAAGGGGCUUCACUUAGAAUUACUGGAAAGCUACAAGAGUAUUCUGUAGAGACAGCCAUAGCCAGAGUUGUUUAUGGUGGUGGCAUUUUAAAGAUCAACACUGAACACUUGAGGGACCUUCACAUUAGAGUUGGCUCCAUUUACCAAUUCAUCGGUGAACUAGUUGUUCUAUCAGACAAUGAGGCAAUACUGCAUGCACGUGUCGGUAGAAAUGUUGAUGGCAUUGAUCUCAACCUCUAUCAUCAGUCUCUGCAGCUUGUGAGACAGUUUCAAGCUGAUCACAUGAAGAGUCAUACUUAAUUCUGAAAAUACUCUCUUUGGGAAUUCUUGCCAGCACAGGUGAUCCAGGUAAGCGAGCAAACCAGGCUUGCAGAUAGAGGGGCUUCAGUAGUGCCCUGUCAGAGAGUGAGUAUAUUUUGGGAGUGUUUUUUUUGUAUAUCCCAGCAUGGUUGAUGGUAUUUUGGGGAAAUAGAUAUAUGUGUUUAUUUUGGAGAAACAUUAUAGUACUCUGGUAUUGGUAUUGUAUAGUAUGUAUAAUUACAUAUGGUUAUGUUCAAUUGAUUUCCGCUUCUUGCUGCUUAAAUUAA
This is a messenger RNA of Malania oleifera, 906 nucleotides long. RefSeq names its product CST complex subunit TEN1. Bases 245 to 619 code for a protein of 124 amino acids. Gene Ontology annotation, biological process: negative regulation of telomere maintenance via telomerase. The record is from RefSeq and is a predicted model, not a curated record. Gene Ontology annotation, molecular function: telomerase inhibitor activity; telomeric repeat DNA binding; single-stranded DNA binding. Gene Ontology annotation, cellular component: CST complex. The transcript has 6 exons. NCBI's taxonomy places the organism in Eukaryota, Viridiplantae, Streptophyta, Magnoliopsida, Santalales, Ximeniaceae.